Mercurialis annua (annual mercury) is the source of this 2297-nucleotide messenger RNA. Its product is annotated as putative pentatricopeptide repeat-containing protein At3g15130. Gene Ontology annotation, molecular function: zinc ion binding; protein binding; RNA binding. Bases 1 to 2070 code for a protein of 689 amino acids. Gene Ontology annotation, biological process: RNA modification. The record is from RefSeq and is a predicted model, not a curated record. Lineage: Eukaryota; Viridiplantae; Streptophyta; Magnoliopsida; Malpighiales; Euphorbiaceae. The transcript has a single exon. Gene Ontology annotation, cellular component: intracellular membrane-bounded organelle.
AUGAUACCAGUUUUGAGAGAGAGGCAGAAACUUGCAGAUUUUCUGCGAUGUUGUUCGAAAACGGUGUCACUUCGUCAAGGAGUGCAGGUUCAUGGAGUUGUGAUAAGAAAGGGGUUUAACUUUGAUUUGAUGGUGAGCAAUGAUCUAAUAGACAUGUAUGGAAAAUGUGGUAGAGUGGACACUGCUUGUGUAGUGUUUGACAGAAUGCUUGAGAGAAAUGUGGUUUCUUGGACAGCUCUUAUGUGUGGACUUAUUCAGAAUGGUAAUGAGGAAAAAUCAUUAUAUUUAUUUUCUCAAAUGCGAUUAUCUGGUGUAAAACCAAAUGAGUUCACUUUUUCGUUGAAUCUUAAAGCAUGUACGAUAUUGUGUCGUCCUGAUAUCGGGAUGCAGAUUCAUGAUAUUUGUUUGAAAACUGGGGAUGAUGCGGUGAUUGUGGUGGCUAAUUCUGUUGUUGAUAUGUACUCCAAGUGUGGAAGGAUUAAUGAGGCUGCCCGCAUGUUUAAUUUUAUGCCGGUUAGGAAUCUCAUAAGCUGGAAUUCAAUGAUAGCAGGAUAUAGUACGGCAGGUUUCGGAGAGAAGGCAAUAGUUUUGUUUCGAGAAAUGUUGGAAAAUGGGCAAUGCCCUGAUGAGUUCACACUUACAAGCACAUUGAAAGCUUGCAGCCUUGUUGGUGCAGUCAGAGAAGGAUCUCGAAUUCACGCUUUCUUGAUCACUAAUGGCUUCCCAUAUUUAACCAAGACUAGUAUUGCAGGCGCUCUUAUCGAUCAAUAUAUAAAAUCUGGGAAAUUGAGUGAAGCUCAGAGAGUAUUCGAUAAGGUUGAAGAGAAAAAUGUGAUAUCAUGUAGUGCGCUAAUUCUUGGUUAUGCUCAAGAAGGAAACUUAGCGGAAGCAGUGGACUUGUUCAGGCAGCUUACAGCGAAUGACAUUGAAGCUGAUGGGUUUGUCCUGUCGAGCAUGAUAGGUGUAUUUGCUGAUUUUGCACUUGUGGAACAAGGCAAGCAAAUGCAUGCGUACUCCAUUAAAGUUCCGUCCGGUUUAGACAUAUCAGUAUGCAACUCAAUUGUUGAUAUGUAUCUCAAGUGCGGAUUGAUAGACGAGGCAGACAGAUUUUUCGCUGAAAUGUCCACGAGAAAUGUGAUUUCUUGGACAGUCAUGAUCACUGGCUACGGAAAGCAUGGCCUAGGUAAAGAAGCAAUUAGUUUCUUCAACAAAAUGCAAUAUGAUAGUAUUGAGCCUGAUGAUGUUACAUACUUAGCUAUACUCUUAGCAUGCAGCCAUUCCGGACUAGUUGAUGAAGGUCGAGAAUACUUCUCUAAGCUACGGAACGAUCAUAGAAUCCGAGCUAGGGUAGAGCAUUAUGCGUGUAUGGUUGAUCUCCUUGGCCGAGCUGGGCGCGUAAAAGAAGCAAAAGAUAUUAUAAAUAACAUGCCUAUAAAUCCAAACGUAGGAAUAUGGCAAACAUUGUUAAGUGCCUGCAGAGUGCAUGGAGACUUGGAAUUAGGAAGAGAAGUAGGUGAGAAACUUCUGAGAUUAGAUAGUGAUAAUCCUGUCAACUACGUGAUGCUAUCGAACAUUUACGCUGACGCUGGCUAUUGGAACGAGUGUGAGAGACUAAGAGAAUUGGUGAAGACAAAGAGGUUAAGGAAAGAAGCAGGACGUAGCUGGGUAGAGAUCGACAAGGAGGUGCAUUUCUUCUAUGGUGGAGACGACAUACAUCCACUCAUAGAGAAAAUACGUGAAAUCUUGACAGAGAUGGAGACAAGGAUGAAGCAAGAAUUAGGGUAUAGUUAUGGGAUGAAAUAUGCAUUACGCGAUAUAGAAGAGGAGUCGAAGGAGGAGAACUUGAGAGCUCAUAGCGAGAAGUUGGCGAUCGGGCUAGCAUUGAUUUGCGGUGGCUGGGAAGAGAGUGGGAGGGUGAUUCGCAUCUUCAAGAAUUUGAGAGUUUGCGUGGAUUGCCAUCAGUUCAUCAAGGGGUUAUCAAAGAUCUUGAAUGUGGUGUUUGUAGUGAGAGAUGCAAACAGAUUUCAUAGAUUUGAGAAUGGGGUAUGUUCCUGCAAAGAUUAUUGGUGACAUAUUAGACAAUUUCAUAGAUAUUUUAGAUAAGAAAUUGGACGACCUUUUCUGUGGUGAUGGUUCAGGACAACUUAGGGACUACCCAGAUAAGCAAAUGAAUGUGGAAGCUCAAAAUUUUGACAAAGGAAAUAAUGCAUUUCAUAUAAAAUGUAUAUCUCAUAUACAAGAGAAUCAAGAUGAAACCUACAUGAAACCAUUAUGAUUAUAAGCUCUACUUCAAUAGA